Molecule: messenger RNA, 5092 nt
Organism: Acipenser ruthenus (sterlet)
Lineage: Eukaryota; Metazoa; Chordata; Actinopteri; Acipenseriformes; Acipenseridae
Product: dual specificity testis-specific protein kinase 2-like
Exons: 12
Coding region: 680-2818 (712 amino acids)
Biological process (GO): protein phosphorylation; actin cytoskeleton organization
Cellular component (GO): nucleus; cytoplasm
Molecular function (GO): protein serine/threonine kinase activity; ATP binding
Source: RefSeq, a predicted model, not a curated record
CAGCUGCCUUGCUAUGGAUUCGUUAGGAUGGACAUCGAUCACAUGAAAGGACUGUGUUUUUUUUUGUCAUUAUUAUUGUUUUUAAACCCGUCCUCUAACUUACACGCCCUGUCUAUGUUACACGCCCUUCUUAUUUCAUUCGGCAAAAAAUGGUGAAGAUUGGUGUCGAUCACUCUCUUUUAUUUUGUCUGUGUGGCUCUUAGUGUUGUCAAUCAAAAAAGAAAACGAGCUGAGGGUUCAGGUUUCGAGUUCGGUUUGUGGGGAGAAACGAAUACUUGACUCCAAAGGAAAGCAGUAGUGUUUGGAAGAUUUGGUCAGACAGGCUGAGAAAAGGGGAGGUGAAAUUUGAAAAACGGUCAAUUAAGCAUAUACAAAAAACGGGGCUGUGACUACUGUUAACUCAAGACAAGUAAAGCGUACGUAGGGGGAGUUUUACUGUGCGCAGGAAAAAGACAGGACCUGCUGUGGCUGAAAUGAGAAGCUUAAGGCCCGAGGUCCCAGGCCUGAUAACGACUGCAUCGGCUUGAGGCACGACCAGAUUUGUGCUCAAGAGAUUUGGAGUUCCAUACAGAUGCCAAAAAUGUGAAACGACAUUUUCAUCUUUUUUUUUUAUUUUAUUUUUUUAAAAAGUAGUAGUACUGUUAACCUGUUAAGGUGGGGUGUGGGGGGGGGAGGUGUGAUGGAUCGGAACAAGCGGAAUUCGAUAGCGGGGUUCCCGUCCAGGCCAGAUCGGUUUGAGGAUCAUGAAGGAGAGGGAGGGGGCGGGGGGGAGGCAGGUGCCCCCCAGGUGGGCCGGUUCUGCUCCUCCUCCUAUCGAGCCCUCAUCAGCGCCUUCUCCUGCCUCACACGCCUCGACGACUUCAUCUGUGAGAGAAUCGGCACCGGCUUCUUCUCCGAAGUUUACAAGGUGCGACACCGGACCUCUGACCAGGUGAUGGCCCUAAAGAUGAACAUGAUGAGCAGCAACAGAGCUAACAUGUUGAGGGAGGUGCAGCUCAUGAACAGACUCUCGCACCCCAACAUCCUCAGGUUUAUGGGCGUUUGUGUUCACGAAGGCCAGCUCCAUGCACUGACCGAGUACAUCAACGGUGGUAAUUUGGAACAACUUCUUGAUGGCAACAAGCACCUGAGCUGGUCAGCUCGAGUCAAGCUGGCACAUGACAUUGCCAUGGGUCUGAGCUACCUGCACUCCAAGGGAAUCUUCCACAGAGACCUGACAUCCAAGAACUGUUUGAUAAAAUGUGAGGAAGACGGUUACACAGGGGUGGUGGGAGAUUUUGGCCUUGCUGAGAAAAUCCCUGAUUACAGUGUUGAAAGUGAGAAGUUGUCAGUGGUCGGCUCCCCGUUUUGGAUGGCGCCCGAGGUCCUCAGAGAUGAGCAAUACAAUGAGAAGGCGGAUGUCUUCUCCUAUGGUAUCGUACUCUGUGAGAUUAUAGCCAGGAUACAGGCUGAUCCAGAUUAUCUCCCGCGCACAGAGAAUUUUGGUUUGGACUACCAUGCUUUUCAGCAUAUGGUUGGAGACUGCCCACCUGACUUCCUCCAACUGGCUUUUAACUGCUGUAAUAUGGACCCCAAGCUCCGUCCUUCCUUCCCAGAGAUCGUGAAGACACUGGAGGAGAUCCUGAACCGGCUGAGAGCCGAGGAGUCGGAGAGAGAGAGGCUACACCUCAGUGUGGAGAGCAUCGACAGGAAGACAAUUCCCAAAGGUCCAGGUGAUAAGAUACAGGGAGUUAAACGCUCAAACCCGAUGGGACUUCAGGACGGCAAGAUCCCUCCCAAGUCUCCCAGGCCAAGACGGAACAUCUUACUUUCACGGAGCCAGUCGGACAUUUUCGCUCGGAAGUCAAGUCGCAAGAUCAACGUUCAGGACCCCUACUACCACCCAACACGAGGCGGGGCUGGCGGCCGCAAGAUCAACCCCUUCAAUGCCCGGGAGGACCUCAAGGGUGGCAAGACCAAGUUUUUUGACAUGCCUAGCAAGUCUGUUAUCUCGCUGGUGUUUGACCUGCACUCCCCCCAGAGCGGUGUGAUCACCUCCCAGCGACAGUUCAGACAGGGCUGUGUGGGUGCGGUGGGGGUUGAUUACUGGCAGGACCCUUCCCUAUUUCCAGGCAGGCGCUGUCGAUCGCUGCCUGUUUCUCCUGUGUUGUUACCCAAAGAGUGCUUCGGAAUCGGGGGCGGCGGGCUGUCCUCCACUAUCUGCAAGUGCGACCCUGUGGUGCUGGGCAACGAGGUGCGACAGAAGGUGCUAAGCAGUGUAAGCAAAUAUUCUGUGAUGGAGAUUCCACCCUUUCGUCCCAGGUCCAAGUCGGAGGAAUUUGAGGAGGAAGUAGAGGGGGGUGAUAGUGAGGAUGGUGAAAGUUGGUCUCCUCAUCGCCACCAGGCGGCUGCUUCUCAGUCUGAUCGGGGCGAGGCAAUGGAUUGCUCAGACAGCCAGGGGGGACCAGAAGAACCGGGGGAGGAUGAUUGUGAGUUCUACCCUGCUGUGGACAGGUUAAGCCCCCCAGUGAGUUCUGGACAAGAUGAGAACGGCACUUCGUGUAGGAACUCUGUCUGUGAGGAUAUGGAGGCAGAGAACGAGGAGGAGAUGCAGAGGGAUAUGUCCAAUCUGGCCAUCCCUGAGCCCGGACUGACGGGGUUAGGGGCACAGACUCCAACCAUAGGCAGCGCCAAGGCUUCCUUCAGCCUCAGCAUCUCUGUGGAGCCUGACUCUGACGGGGAGUCUCUUCUCUCCUCUGAGGAAAGCUUUGGCCCCAUCGUACUAGCCCCCUGCGUGGUGUCUAGACCUCCAGACAUCCAGUCCAAAUGUGACAUUUAAAAAAGAAAUUGAGAAGGAAAAAACUAUAACUUUUUUCAUCCCAAAUGUUAAGGAAGAAAAGUGUGUAGUUUAAUUGAUGAUGGCAGACAGGCGUUUUUUUUUUUUUUUUAAUUAUUGUUGUUGGUAUAAUUAAUAUUUAAUAUAAACAACUAUAGCAGUUCCAGAGAAGUUGUUUUGUAUUGUUUGUACAUGAGGAGUUCCUAAAUAAGUGAGGGAUCCACUUUGGAAUCAUGGUCCAUUAUUUUAAAUACUGACCAUCAUAAUCAAGUUAGUAUACAUAAUAAAACUAGCUCUGGCUAGUUUCAUUUUGACAGGUAUGUGCAGUUAAAUCAAACCUGAAACCCUCAACUAUCCCUGAGACUGCACAGAUUUUGAAGAUUCAGAUCAUGUUUGAUAUUGCAUGUUCUUGGAAAGUAUGUGGAAUGACACAAUAGCAGAUUUAACUUUUAGAUAAAUAUUAAUAACGCACACAAACACAGUAUAUUAACACAAUACACUGAUGUGCAUGCACACACAAAUGCACAUUUCUUUGAAACCUAGCUAAUGGCAAUAUUAUUUUUUAUAACAUGUAAAAAAACUAAGAACAAAAAUACCAUAAGUGCAAAAUGUUUUUUUUUUUUUUUUUUUUUAAUUAAGAAAUUAACUAAAUGGCUGUGUUGUAUCGUAAAACAGUCACCAAUGGUUUGUUUUGGUCAUGGUUAUACGUAAAGUAUGUGUAUACAGUGUCUAAUAUGAAUAAAACAAAUGCAGAGGGUGACAAUGUAAUUUGGAACCCACAGACGUAUAAAUGCAUUCUAGCUUCUGAACAUCUGUUUCAAACAAUGAAUGAAAAAUUUGCUUCCUUGAGAAUUUGCGAUAGAUAGUUCGACACACAAAUGAGUUUACACUCCCUACAUCAGCAGAGACCUCAAGUUCUUUGUUGUGCAGCUGUAGCUUUUCCUAAAAGUUGAAAAACAGGGCUUGCAGAUGUGUUCAAGUGAAGGUAAAAAAGAAAAAAACAACAAAUGUCUUAAGCAAUAUCUAAUAGCAUAAUGUGCUCAUUUUUAAGACCCAUAACAAAUAAAGCAAAGCUGUUUACAUUGUCUGGCGAAGCCCAGGUAAUAAACAAGAAAUCAUACCUAAAAAAAAAAAAAUCUAUAUAUAAUAACUUAAUGCCCACUGCCUUCUGAACCAGAAAGGGGUUGGACAGCUGUCUGUAUUUUCAGAAAGUCUCAAUUCCAGUCAUUUAGAAGACAAGCUGAGCAGCACUGUGUACUGUAUAUGAUUAUCAGCAUUGUCAGUAUUAUUAUGCUACUCUACCAAGGUCACAAAUAGUGAUUGUAAAAGUUUUAGGCAAGGUGGGGUUGGGGAUAUAUAUUUGAAAUUCUAAUACAUUUUUAAUUGCCUUGUUUAGUAAACACCAAUAUAAAUGUUAAAAUACUGCAGCCAGAAAGUGCUGUCUGGUGUUUUCUUUAUAAAAAAAAAAAAUGAUAUUGCAAUAAACAGUUUUAAUGAACAGCUACUACCCCAUGACUAGAAGGGUUUCCUGUUGUAACGCCGAGGGUGUUUGAUAUUCAUAGGAUGUGUUUUUUUAAAAGGGGUUAGGAUUUACAAAAGUUGCCAUUUCAUGGGACUCCUCCCAUUUCAGUGGCUUUUGGGAGGGAUGGAGCUGCAGGCUCUUCCAUCACACCUUAAAGACAAUUAGUUACCCUGACAUGCCACUGUCAUGACCCCUGUGAAAAUCUGGGAAAUGCAGCCAACAAGUGAGAUCCCUGAAAGAUUAUUAUUUUUGUAAGGCAAGUAAACAAGCUCUUCUCAUCCCCACAAUGCUAAAUAUUUAGUCUCCCAGAGGGUGGACAGUUCUGAUGCUGUUGGGUCGUUCCCUCUAGGCUAAUAAUUUAGGACCUUGAUAUAAAGAUUUAAUUGGUUUAAAUGAACUAGAACAUGGUUAGAACACCUUGACUGGAAAAAACCCAAUAUUGCCCACCCCUGACUGAUACUUUAGCUGACUGCAUUGUUCAUGUUUGUUAACGGAAAAUCACAUGUAUAUGUAUAGCCUGCUCUCAUUUGCAUUUGUUGAAUAAUGCUGUUCUAGUGUCACUACAGUUCUAUGCAAUAAAAAAUAACUUCUACAUCUUUUUAAAUCUAUUUUGAUAUUUAUGAAGGGUUUUUGCCAUGUCUUAAUAUUUUGAUUUUGUAAAUAAAUGCUUGGAGUUUAAAAUACUUCUGUUGCUAACUUGUAAAAUAUUUGAAUUCUUUGCUGUUAAUAAAUACCCCUUUCUGAUUUUUCCACUC